UCCCCCCGCCCCUUUCUCCAAAGUCUACGAUGCGACUCUGUUCAGUUCCACAUGCAAAGACAAGUCCUUCAGGCUCCCCCAUCCAAGGACGUUCGCCCGGUUGCUGCAAGAGCUCCCUUUGCGUGGGGUUUCCCCCCACCCACUCCCCCUUUUACUCCUUUCUGUGAUCUCCUUUCCUUCUCCCAGCCAAACCCACCGCCCCAAGAAGGACGAGAGAAGCAGCUUUGCUGGGGAUUUUUGAGCGAUGGUUCGUCUGGAAGCCUCGCUUCUGCUCUUUUGCCUCUGCCAAGCAUUUUCGCUGCCUGUACCUACUCAGGUGUCCAAGGACGAUGAAACGGUGAUUAAAUGCAUCUCGGAAAUCUUAGCAGACACCCUGUCCAGAUCCAGCCCAAUGCCGGUGACCAGUGACUGCAUGAAGAUCCUGAGAGAGGACGAGAGAGUCCUGACGAUGCUCCAUCAUCGGCAUCUGCUGACGGAGUUGGAGGAACUCGCCCAUCAAGAAAAUACAAAGCAUCUCCUGGCCCAGGAAAAGGACCACAGUUCUCGGGAAGGAAAGCAAAAAGGAGAACUCAAGAAGAGGGAGGAGGCUGCCCAACAGAAGGAAGCUGCCCCUGAGAAGAGGGAAGAGCACGCUGGUGAAAAGAAAGAAGAGAAGAAGGAGGAAGAGGAGAAGAAGGAGGAAGAGGAGAAGAAGAAGGAAGAGGAGAAGGAGGUGACAAAGAAGGAUGAGAAAAGUAAAGACCCAAAGGAGAAAACUGAGGUCUCUCAAGAGGCUUUGAAGGAACGGGAUGAAGAGGAAGAGGAAGAGGAAGAGGAGGGAGAUAUAAAGAAGAGGACCUCCUCAGAGACGUGGCACUCCAAGGAAUAUUUUGGCCACGUCAAGAAAAGAGGUUCUAGGCCGCCCAAAAUCAGAAAGGGAAUGCUUCAGGGAGACGAAGAAAGCCAGGAGGGGCAGGAAAUGGGCAAGAGACGCUUUAGGAUGGAUGAGGAAGAGGGGGAUGACACCUCAGAAGAGGAGAAGAAGAAAUACCAUCCUGGAGGGCACAGCGAUGAUGAGAAGUGGGAGGGAGAAGAGAGGAGAUCGGCCGUGGCCAAGAGGGUGGCGGAGAAGGCCAGCGAUGAGGAGACCUCACAGUUUGAAGAGGAAGAACAAGAGAAGGGUCUUAAAAGCUCCAAGUCCAAGGCCCACCUCCAUAAAGGGUGGAACCCAUUGCAGGAAGAAGAGGAGGAGGAGGAAGAAAAGGAGAACCACAACAAGGCGAGAUACGGCCACCGCCAUCCAUCGGUGGACUUGGACCUCAAGAUGAGAUAUUGGAAGGAUCAGGUGGAUCUGAGGGGCAGACACCACACUCCUGAGGAGGAAGAGGGGGAGGAGGAAGAAAAGCAUUCCAGGCAGAGGAAGGCUCCGGAGGUGGAGAAACUGGAAGAGAUUGAGCGGGAGUUGAAGUGGGCUGCUGACAAGCUAGAAGAACUGAAGAAGGGUUAAAUCCUGCUGCUGCCUCAGGAGCUGGGGAGGGGUAGGAGAAAUCCCAGCUAUCAAGUCGCCUUCUAUCAGCCCCCCCUUCCUCCUUUCUCUCUGACCCUUGUAUUCAGCUUGGCUUUAGACUGUUAAACUAAGUUUUCCCUUGCUUACAAUGAUCGUCAAGAAGAGAAUAUUUGUAGCUCAGGGUUACUGAACGGUGGAAUCCCGGGCCUUCUCUGAGCUCGGUGGUUUUCUUGCAGACAUUUCGUGACCCAACUAGGGAACAUCGUCAGUGCUAGAAGGGAGUAGGGUAUGUGGAGAGGAAGAGGACGUUUGCAGACGUUUCAUUACCCAGCUAGGUAACAUCUUCAGUACUAGAAGGGAAUGGGGUUUGCUCUCUUUGUAUUCAAGUGGUUUGCCCUGUCAGUGUUGGUGGUUUCUUGUGAGAUCCUUGGCGCUCUUUGAGCUUGGGGGUUUUCUUGCAGAUGUUUCAGGACCCAUCUAGGUAACGUCAACAGUGCAGAAGGGAGGAGGUGUUUGCUCUCUUGAUAUUUCCUUGAUAAGCUUAAAGGAAUUUGGUGGGAGGAACUACCAACUCAGACAAUUAACUAGUCUAACCAAAGAAUGACCUAAGACACUCCCAAGACCGAGAAGACAAGCCACUUGUAUAUAAACAGAUAGCAAACACCAUUCCCUUCUAGAACUGAUGACACUAUCUAGUUGGGUCAUAAAAUGUCUGUAAGAAAACCACUCAGAAAGCGCCAAGGAAUGCAGUCGUCGUCCUCUCCACACCCCCCACUCCCUUUUUGCACUGAUGUUACCUAGUUGGGUCAUAAGAAAGCAAGAAAGCAUCAGAGAGCAUCAAGGACCCCAACAAAUAUCCACCUGACUCACAUUUUGUCACAAAACAGGGAGUCCCUUACUUCCCAGAUAAAGAACUCAAUCUGGCUACAGAAGACUGUUUUCCCACUGACCAGCGUCCUCAGAUCUCCGCUUGCUACUGCCGGGAUAGCUUUGAUCGCCUCCUAAAAGCUUAGUGCUACACAUGUAUUUUAUUAUGUAUUUUCGAUUACAAAGUCUUUAAAUGGCUGGGGGACAAGUUCGCAUUACUACAACUUUUCUACGCCGCAAUUCCAGGGAUGGUCAAAUGGGAACAAGGCUCUCUUUUCUGCGUUGCGUAUUAAGAUUUAAAAAAAAAAAAUUGGUUUAAUCAGUGGUUUUUCACUUUUAGCAACUUGAAGAUGGGUGGGAUUUCGACUCCCAGAAUUCCCCAGCCAGCAUGAACUGAAGUCCACCCAUUUUCAAGUUGCCACGGGUAGAAAAAAAGCAAAAAAUCUGGGUUAAAUAAACAGGGGCUCCCAUAAUCUUAAAUUUCCACUCGGAAUAGGGGUGACUUGUGGCACCUCAGUAUUUUGCUGUCGUUAAAGCUUGCCUUUUUCCUAACAACUGCUGCAGUCAUUCUGCUGCACCGUUGCGUCAAAAUGUAUUUUGGAUCUGCACACAUUGCAAAUAAAAACAAUUGCCUAAGA
Molecule: messenger RNA, 2991 nt
Organism: Pantherophis guttatus
Lineage: Eukaryota; Metazoa; Chordata; Lepidosauria; Squamata; Colubridae
Biological process (GO): defense response to bacterium; negative regulation of catecholamine secretion; negative regulation of insulin secretion
Cellular component (GO): chromaffin granule
Source: RefSeq, a predicted model, not a curated record